Capsaspora owczarzaki ATCC 30864 is the source of this 611-nucleotide messenger RNA. RefSeq lists its product as hypothetical. The coding region runs from base 38 to 463 and encodes 141 amino acids. The record is from RefSeq and is a predicted model, not a curated record. The transcript has 3 exons. Lineage: Eukaryota; Filasterea; Ministeriida; Capsasporidae.
GUUUCUUUUUGUAGUAGUUGUUCAAUCACACUCUGAUAUGCCUGCACCAAAGAUCAACCGCGGCAAGCAGCCCAAGAUUGACCGCAUCACACGCGUGCAAAAGCAGCAGCGCCGCCGCGCGACCGCCCAGCGCCAACAACAGCGUGCGGAUGCUGCCUCGGCUGCCGACGCCGACCAGAUGCAAGACGGCGACGAGCCGCGCUACAGCGAGAGCGAUCUGGCCAACGCCGUCCAGGAGCGGCUCCUCCACAAGGUCAUUGCCAAGCAGACGAGGACAAACCCCAACACAAACACAACCAUUUCUGGCAAGAAGAAGCGUUUGUUGAUGAAGGAAAUCCGACGAGCGCACAAGGAGAGCGGCGCCGCUGGACCCGCUGUCAACCCUCAAGAUGUUGUGGUCGCCAUGGAGGUCCAAAGACCAGCUCGUGGCAAGGGUGCCUCCGACGUUGCGCCCAUGCAAUAAGAUGUCAUUGGUUGUUUUGUUUGUUUUGUCACCUUUUUUUUUUUUUCGGCUCGACGGAUGGUUGUUUUGGAUUUGCGUGUACUGUCUCAUUCUUACGAAACUCAACGACAAGGUCGGUCUACAAUUGCGCAUGACUGGCAGAGACCAA